AAUAGGAGUAUCUGAUUUUCUUUGACCAAGAUGAAGCCAUCGUCCUCUUUAACGUCACGGGUAUUAGAAAUCACAGUGAUAUCUGGGGAGAAUCUCCGAGAAAGCAAGAAGCAAUGGGUGAAGAAGAACGCUUUCGUAAAUAUCAGAACAACAGAUAGCAACGUUCAAACAACUAAAAUGGAUAAAGACGGCGGAAGUUAUCCUGUAUGGAACGAAAAACUGAUCGUUGAUUUGCCCAUGCAUGCAAUAAAUCUGACGGUGGAGGUUCAAUGCAAGACUUCUUAUGGGAUUAAACCCAUUGGGAUUGCAAGAGUUCCCACGUCGGAUUUCAUUGGUGGAUUCUUGCCUGAAGAUUAUCUGCACUUCUUGAGUUAUAGGCUUAGGGAUGAAAAGGGUGAGAAGAAUGGGAUUAUCAAUUUCUCCGUCAAGGUCAAGAAUGCACCGCCGCAAACUACCGGUUGCGCCUCUGCUUAUUCGCAGCAGUGGACGGUAGCUCCGGCGGCAAUGAGAAGUAAUACUUCUGGCGUGGUUGUAACCGGUAUUCCCGUUUAUCCCAGUUAUUAGGUUUAAUUUGGAGAAUUUCUUUUAAUGGAUGAAUUGAAUUGUAUAUAUGGAUAGGUUUUAGAGGAAUUUGAUUGCCAAGAAAGGA
Molecule: messenger RNA, 649 nt
Organism: Nicotiana tabacum (common tobacco)
Lineage: Eukaryota; Viridiplantae; Streptophyta; Magnoliopsida; Solanales; Solanaceae
Product: BON1-associated protein 2-like
Biological process (GO): defense response
Source: RefSeq, a predicted model, not a curated record